AUGAAGGUGGAGGAGAAGAAGGCUGGGGUAGGGACGCUGGACCCUGCUAACUACAGGAGGCGAUGUCAGAAUCAGGAAGACCAUCGUUCCAUCCACAUUGGGCUUUCAGUCCCCAGUUACCCUCCAAGGAAAAGAGACCAGAAGGAACAUCUUUCAGGCCGGCAAAAGGUCCGCUGGGGCCUGUGGCCCGACAAGCCGCGGCAGGAACUGACUGGUGCAGGGAGCAGGGGGAGCAGGCGAGACAGCAGUGUGGAUCAUGUCGGCAGUACCCGGUCCCCAGCUGCUGAGCAGCUCCAGGACAUCCUGGGGGAGGAAGAUGAGGCUCCCAAUCCCACUCUCUUCACAGAGAUGGACACUCUACAGCACGACGGAGACCAGAUGGAGUGGAAGGAGUCGGCCAGGUGGAUAAAGUUUGAAGAAAAGGUAGAGGAAGGAGGAGAACGCUGGAGUAAACCCCAUGUGGCCACACUGUCCUUGCACAGCCUUUUCGAGCUCCGGACCUGCCUGCAGACGGGAACAGUGCUGCUUGAUUUGGACAGUGGCUCCUUACCACAGAUCAUAGACGAUGUCAUUGAGAAGCAAAUCGAGGAUGGCCUCCUGCGGCCGGAGCUCCGGGAGAGAGUCAGCUACGUCCUUCUGAGGAAACACCGUCACCAAACCAAAAAGCCCAUCCACCGCUCCUUGGUCGACAUUGGAAAGUCAGUCUCCUCCACCACCAAUCGCAGCCCAGCACGCAGCCCUGCAGCGGGCACCAGCCUCCACCACUCCACGGAGGACCUGAGGGUGCGGCGAAGUGCCAACUACGGCCGUCUGUGUCACGCCCAGAGCAGAAGCAUGAAUGAUAUUUCUCGCACUCCAAACACUGAUCAGCGGAAAAACAAAUUCAUGAAGAAGAUCCCCAAGGACUCAGAAGCCUCCAACGUGCUCGUGGGCGAGGUGGACUUCCUGGACCAGCCCUUUAUCGCCUUCGUGCGUCUCACCCAGUCGGCCAUGCUGGGAGGAGUGACCGAGGUGCCCGUCCCUACCAGAUUUCUGUUCAUACUGCUGGGACCUUCCGGGAGAGCAAAGUCCUAUAAUGAAAUUGGCCGUGCCAUUGCAACCCUCAUGGUAGAUGAUCUCUUCAGUGACGUGGCCUAUAAAGCCCGCAAUCGGGAAGAUCUGAUCGCCGGGAUUGACGAGUUUCUGGAUGAGGUCAUCGUCCUUCCCCCUGGAGAAUGGGACCCAAAUAUCCGAAUUGAGCCCCCCAAGAAGGUGCCCUCUGCAGACAAGAGGAAAUCCGUGUUCUCCCUGACCGAGCUAGGCCAGAUGAACGGCUCUGUGACGGGAGGUGGCGGAGCAGCUGCAGGAGGUGGCGCUGGAGGUGGAGGUGGCGGCGGUGGUGGUGGUGGCGGUGGCAGUGGAGUCGGCGCCGGAGGGAGCAGCGGGAAUGACAGAGAGAUGCCAGCCAUGCAUGAAAUUGGGGAAGAACUUAUCUGGACAGGAAGGUUCUUCGGUGGCCUGUGUCUGGAUGUCAAGAGGAAGUUGCCCUGGUUCCUAAGUGACUUCUAUGAUGGCUUCCACAUCCAGUCCAUCUCUGCCAUCCUAUUCAUCUACCUCGGCUGCAUCACCAACGCGAUCACCUUUGGUGGGCUUCUGGGGGAUGCCACUGACAAUUAUCAGGGAGUGAUGGAGAGCUUCCUGGGCACUGCCAUGGCCGGCUCCUUGUUCUGCCUCUUCUCGGGACAGCCUCUCAUCAUCCUCAGCAGCACAGGGCCCAUCCUCAUCUUCGAGAAGCUCCUCUUUGACUUUAGCAAAGGCAAUGGCCUGGACUACAUGGAGUUCCGCCUCUGGAUUGGCCUACACUCAGCCAUCCAGUGCCUUAUCCUGGUGGCCACAGAUGCGAGCUUCAUCAUCAAGUAUAUCACCCGCUUCACCGAGGAGGGCUUCUCCACUCUCAUCAGCUUCAUCUUCAUCUAUGAUGCCAUCAAGAAGAUGAUUGGUGCCUUCAAGUACUACCCCAUCAACAUGGACUUUAAGCCUGACUCCAUCACCACCUACAGAUGCGAGUGCGUCGCUCCAGACACAGCAAACACAACUGGGUUUAAUGCUUCAGCCUUGCUGCCACCAAACACCAACACUUCUCUGUACAACCCCCUUAACCUCACAGAGCUGGACUGGUCCCUGCUGAGCAAGAAGGAGUGUCUGAACUAUGGUGGGCGCCUGCUUGGGAAUUCCUGCCAGUUCAUCCCAGACCUGGCACUCAUGUCCUUCAUCCUUUUCUUCGGGACCUACUCCAUGACCCUGACCCUGAAAAAGUUCAAAUUCAGCCGCUAUUUCCCUACCAAGGUCCGGGCCCUGGUAGCUGACUUUUCCAUUGUCUUCUCCAUCUUGCUGUUCUGUGGAAUCGAUGCCUGUUUCGGGCUGGAAACCCCCAAGCUUCACGUUCCCAGUGUCAUCAAGCCCACGCGGUCAGACCGAGGCUGGUUCGUGGACCCUUUUGGGAAGAACCCAUGGUGGGUGUACCCAGCGAGCAUCCUGCCUGCCCUACUGGUGACCAUCCUGAUCUUCAUGGACCAGCAGAUCACGGCCGUAAUCGUCAACCGGAAGGAGAACAAGCUGAGGAAGGCUGCUGGCUACCAUCUGGACCUGUUCUGGGUUGGCGUCCUUAUGGCCCUGUGCUCCUUCAUGGGGCUCCCCUGGUAUGUGGCUGCCACGGUCAUCUCCAUUGCCCACAUUGACAGCCUCAAGAUGGAAACAGAGACCAGCGCCCCUGGGGAGCAGCCUCAGUUCCUGGGGGUCAGGGAACAGAGAGUGACAGGCACCAUCGUCUUCAUCCUAACUGGGAUCUCUGUCUUCCUGGCUCCUAUCCUGAAGUACAUCCCUAUGCCAGUGCUAUACGGAGUCUUCCUCUACAUGGGCGUGGCCUCUCUGAAUGGCAUCCAGUUCUGGGAACGCUGCAAGCUCUUCCUGAUGCCAGCCAAGCACCAGCCAGAUCACGCCUUCCUGCGGCACGUGCCCCUGCGCCGGAUCCACCUCUUCACCCUGGUGCAGAUGCUCUGCCUGGCGGUGCUCUGGAUCCUCAAGUCCACGAUGGCCGCCAUCAUCUUCCCAGUCAUGAUCCUGGGCCUCAUCAUUGUCCGAAGGCUGCUGGACCUCAUCUUCUCCCAGCACGAUCUGGCCUGGAUUGACAACAUCCUCCCAGAGAAGGAGAAAAAGGAGACAGACAAGAAGAAAAAGAAAAGGAAAGGGGCCCAUGAAGACAGCGACGAGGAGCCCCAGUUCCCUCCUCCCUCAGUUAUAAAGAUUCCCAUGGAAAGUGUUCAAACAGAUCCCCAAAAUGGUAUCCACUGCAUUGCCAGAAAAAGAUCUUCCAGUUGGAGUUAUUCAUUCUGAUUCUUCCUUCAGUGACUCAGAACCUGAUCGAAGGUAACAGCCAUGAGGUGUAUGCUUUGGGUGUUGGAUAAGAGACUAAGCAAUGGCCAGGAAGCUUGAGGGACAUAGAUCUCUUAGACUAGCCAGUGCCUCAGUAAAAGCCCUUUGAGCUCCACGACAGAAAGAAAGGCUGACAGGCAUGAUUAUUGAGUGUCCACUAACAAAUUUGUUCUCUUAUUGACAUAAUAACAUGAUUACAACACACAGUGGUAUUCCACUUUAGAAAAGGGAAUUAUAUUAGGUAAAAUGAAAAUUGAAAGUAAAUACCGAAAAGAAAACAACAGAGAAAACUUAGACAUGACUUAAGUAUAUAUUAUUGAAAGCCAGGAUAAAUGAACUCUAAGAAUCAAAACACCAGCUAAUCUAAUACUCUGUGUAAUAAAAUAACAGCAUGGUUAAUUAGCAAAGGUCAGAAAGGGUAUCAAGGAAAGCUAACUAAAUAUCAAAGAUUAAGUGGAGAUAAGAACAGUCCAGAAAGGAUUCAAGACCCGAUUUUCAGGAAGCCCCAUGCCAACUGUGUGAUUCCUACCUGUUCUAAAUGAGAAGCCACCCACGAAGAAGGUAGUACUUCUGGAUAGUUGAAGAUAAAGGGGGCUCAAAAAUGGAUAUGAGGAAUUCAGAAGCAAGAAAAUCUGCCUCAGUUAUUACUAGAGAAGAUGGUAGAGGCAGUCUUACUCCUAUGUUGUGCCCUAAACUGGACAGAGUGAUUCUGUACUGAGCCAGUGAAAGUCUAGAGACAGAUAAAUUUCCAGACUUAGAUGGUACUCUCAAGAGAUUUUAGGAAAUAUGUAUGGGAUCUGAGUUAUAAGUCGGGGCUGUUAUCACAAGCUAGGAUGAAAAGAAACUUAACACUGGUACAAGCCUCCCUAAGCAAUGGGCCCUGGACCAUUCUAGCCAAGUGUCACAUGUCCAAAUUACGUCCCUGCCUGUCUUCUUAUCCCAUCUCCCCAACUAAGACUCUCGUGCCCUUAAAGUAACUGAUCUUUGCAUACAAAUAUGUUAGGAGAAAGCAGUCUGCCUAUCUCGGUUCAUUUUCUUUUUAAAAUAGCCUACACUAAAUUGAAUCUCUAAUUGCCCCAAUUUCAAUCAGUGGAGAAAGAAUUUGGACCAAGAUAGGGCAUUUCCAAAACCCUGUUAAAUAAUAAAAAACGUGGGACCAGGUCAGAAAUGUAGAAAAUUUGGUAACUGGCAAUAGCACUUCUCAACUACACUAGUGUUCUAUCAAAUCUAUGGAAGCAGAGACCACUAGCUAGCAGGAUUCCAUUUCAGCAAAAUGACCUAGUUUAACAAAGAUUAAGGAUCAUGAUCAAUCAGGCAGGAUGCUUAAUUUCUGAGGAUACAGAAAGACAGGCAUGCGAACAAAGGCACAUAGCACCUUGUGCCAAGAACAGUAGAGCACAUGUAAGAGAACAGUGGUCUAAAGGAAGGUAUUUGCCUUAUCUGGAGAGCCUAGGAACGAUAAACAGGAGUCCAUCAUAUAGAGCAAAGGAGAGAAAAGGGCAUUUCGGGUUGUGAGAACGGGCCGGAAUUACCAUUUGAAAAUGUACACACACAGCAAAGAAUAUGGGGAUAGAUGGAGCAAUCAAACUACAAGCAAAUGGGUGUGAGCAUAGGAGGCCUUGCCUUGCCACACUAAGGAGCUCGGAUUCUGUUUUGAAUCCACAGAAAAAUUUAAGCAGAACCACAGAUGUGUGAUCUAGAAAGUUCACUUUGGCAUAGGUUGAAACAGGGUGAGAUCAGUAAUGACAGCUGAAGACUGAGCAAAUAGGAUUCUGCUAGUUCCAAUGGUGUAUUAAGAAUUCAUAAGCAAAGACAGGACUACUUGUUUGCAUUAGAGCCCUGCUCUGGAGAAUAGCAUGAAAACUAAACACCAAAUGAAUUAUGCUCCCCUCCUUUUUCUCAUUUAGCAUUACCUUGCACUUCAAAAUUUCCUGUCCAGCAUCACCUGCUUUCAACUAUUCACAGAGCCCAAAGUUCAUGGUGCCACAGGUGAAGAUAGAGAUGGAGUCAGACUGUGACUUCGCAGACAUGGACAUAUAUGGAAGAGACACUGAUGGCGAGACCACCCUCUAGGACAUAGUGUGUCCCCUGAUAUGGCACAGAGGGAGGGCAUGGGUUAGUCUUCAUGGUGAAAGUCUGGGACACAACCCUGAACUUCUCUGAGCCUGUUUCCUUAUUUACCAAACAGUCUGUGCCGUUAUUCCACUUGAUAGAAAACUGGAGAGCUGUCGAUAAAAAGUACUACUGAGAUGCAAAACUCUUUUCUUUCCUUUGUAAUUACGAAAACAACUAAAGCUCAAUAUUAUAUCUUAUUUUAAAAUGAAGUCCAACAUAGAAAUUAUAACAUUUCUUUUGAAAUUAAAAAAAAAAAGCUUGCCUCCUAAAACUGUAGUUAAGAUAAAGGGGCAAUAGUCAAUUUUUAAAGUUAGAUUUUAACGUGUCGAAAUGAUCUUGAAAAAACUUUUAAAAUACUUGUACUUCAACAAAGCAAGGUUGGAAAUUUUGUUUUGCAAUUUUGACUAUUAAGAAAUGCUUAAAGUUCCCUAUCUUAUCUCCCCCUCAUUCCGUUUGCUAAGGGUCUUAUGAAAAGUUUGAGCCAUCUGCAUAAUGCGCCUUGCUCCAGCACAGAAGUGUGACUGGGGAUUUUCCGGAUUGAAAAGCCAGUUCCAAAAGUCUGUUAAUGAAAGAACCAACACAUUUGAGUGGAUAAAUGUUUUUUAAAAUAAAAUAGUUCCUGUUAGAGUAAAAUCCCAAACCAUGUUAAAUCAAAAAAAAAUGAUCUUUUAAAUUGACAUGACUGAUUUUUCAUGCCCAGAAUCAAAUUUCUUUAUGCAUUUGGGUAGGUCCUUCCUGCAAGUUUUCAAUGGUCUGAUCCCAAAGUCAAACUCCCAUUCACAUAAACAUUGCAUGCUAGGCAGAGCUGAUGUCAAAAUUUUGAAAGAUUAUAACUUUGCAAUAUUAGAUUAUACUUUAAAGGAAUGUUUGGAAGCAAGUCAGAUUAAAACCCGUUAUUAAUGAAGCAAAUCCUUUCGUCAUAAAACUUAUGAUCAGUCUUUAUCGUCAAUCCAUGUUUAACAAAUGCCAACCAUGUUUAUUUAGCACCUACUGUGUGCCUGAUAGCCACAAUGCAUCUGACAUUUACCUUCUCAAAAACAACUAUGGAUUUGAAUCUUCAAUAAAUCAUUUUGGUAAGAGUUACUACAGUUACUCAAGAUGACAAAUGCAGGUGCUCUUUCUUUAUUCCUUAGUUUUUAAAGACAAAUGACACUAGAUUGUUAACAUCUUGUUAACCAGGGACAGUUAAAUGCCUCUGUAAUCCCCAGAGCCUAGCAUAGUGACUGGGUCCACAGAAAACUCUUAACUGUUUAUUAAAUUAAAUCUCAGAGCUCCCUUCCAAGGGAUACUGCCAAGAGGUAAAGCUCUAAACCUCUAUCACUUGAUAGCUGCAGAAUUUCUUAGCUGCUCACUAAUCUAGAACUAUCACCUGAAUUUAAGUACAAAUUCUUUAUCUUCAUCUAUCUGUACCAAUCCUGGGAGAGCUAACAAUCUACCCUUAACAUUUCGGUUUUAAAACUUGGCUGAUUUUCAAUAGCAUUUUGUCCGAAUUAUAGAAAUGUUAUGGAUUCAGGAGUAAAUGUGCUUGAUUAAUCAAACAAGCUGGAAAACUACAAUGUUAAUUUUUUUGUUCUUGUAAAUUGAUCACUGUAAUUUUUCACCUUAUACACGUCAUUUAUAUUUUGUAUAUACAUGAACAUUUUAAUUUUGAUAGCUUCAACAUUGUUACUUCUCCAUGCAGUAGGUCAGUACUUUAAUCCACUUGUAACUACAAUUCAAUAAAACUUAAUACUGUCUGCUCAUCUUGCUCCACAUUUAAUAAUUUAGAUAAGUCAGCAGGCAUCCUAUGGACACAAGCAACACACUUCACUUAAACAAAAGCAUAUCCAGCAAACUAUCAUCUUUCAUGAUAAAGAGUAAAGGCAGCUGGCAGAGGAACAAGAGGAAGUAGGUCAACUCUCCAUUGUUCUCCUUUGUCUGCCUUAAGCUGCCUGGAGCAGGAGCUGUUUCUGCCUCCAUGAAAGCCAAAUACCCACUCCUGGUGGAGGAUACACAGUGACCCAUCCUAGCCUCAAAAUGUGUACAAUCUGUCAAAUCAAACACACCAAUUUAAAAAAUGUGUGUUUGUAUGUGUAUAUAUGGAGAGUGAACAUGGCAAGUACAUCAAGUCCUUUGCAAAUUGAACAGUGUGUAAACUGAACACAUGGUUUAGAACAGGGGUCCCCAAUCCCUGGGUUGCGGACCAGUACUGGUCCAUGGCCUGUUGGGAACCAGGCCGCACAGUAGAAGGUGAGCGGUGGGCAAGUAAGUGAGAGAAGUUUCAUCUGUAUUUGCAGCUGCUCCCCAGCGCUAGCAUCACAGCCUCAGCUCCACCUCAGAUCACUGGGCAUUAGAUUUUCAUAGGAGCACCGGUCCCUGGUGCCAAAAAGGUUGGGGACCACUGGUUUAGACUAACCACUUAAAUGAAUCUUACAGAUUAAACGCUAGCUUGGUACAACCUGUUGGGAUGUAAGACUGAAAAGAGUAGGCUGGUUUCUCCAUUGCUCUUUAAACCAAAUUGUUUAAGGCAUAGGAUUGGGUGUUACCACAUAUAGGAAUAUAUAGAUCAAUUACAUCCAACGAAAAAAGUUAUGUUAGGUAAAAACAAAAC
This is a messenger RNA of Pteropus alecto (black flying fox), 8116 nucleotides long. RefSeq names its product solute carrier family 4 member 5 (gene SLC4A5). Gene Ontology annotation, cellular component: plasma membrane. NCBI's taxonomy places the organism in Eukaryota, Metazoa, Chordata, Mammalia, Chiroptera, Pteropodidae. The transcript is spliced from 25 exons. Gene Ontology annotation, biological process: monoatomic anion transport; bicarbonate transport; regulation of intracellular pH. Gene Ontology annotation, molecular function: monoatomic anion transmembrane transporter activity; sodium:bicarbonate symporter activity; solute:inorganic anion antiporter activity. The record is from RefSeq and is a predicted model, not a curated record. Bases 1 to 3372 code for a protein of 1123 amino acids.